CAUGUAACGUUACCAACCAAAACAUGAAUUUAUUUUUCUGGAGAGAAAAUCUGGGGGCUAUUAAUUGUCAUAUUUCAAAUUUUCCUUUCCUAUACAAUGCUCUAUUGAAGUAAAGGAACCAGAAUUACAAAUAUUCUAUGAUGUAGAAAAUAUUAGCAGUCAAAAUCUGUAACGUUACCAACCAUGUAACGUUACCAACCAGGCUUAAGGAUUGUAACGUUACCAACCAUGAUAUUAGUGCCAGGAGAUACUUAUUUGUAAGCCUUAAUCAGAAGAAAGUGAAGUGAUUCUUUAACUAAGACAAGAGAUGGCAGUAUAGAACAUUUAUUAAAGGCAUGUGACAGCCAUGUGACAACCAUUUAAGCAGCAUCAUAUCUGUGUAGAAUCCAUGCAGCAUCACAUUUGGGAAGAGUCAAAUCAUCUUUACUGUAUUAAAACUCUUCUUGAAUCUUUCUCCAUGAAAGCAGUUCUAAUUAGCAAAACUUGUUGAAUCUCAAUCUACUGUCACCCAGUGUCAGCAUCUGGUCAUCAUGCCCAAGUUUACGAAGAAAGAGAAACAAAGGCACUACAUAGAAAAGAUGAAGAGGAUGGGGAAGUAUGAAGAAUACUUGAAGAAAAAAGCAGCAGCCAUGAAGAGGUGCCGGGAGAAGCAAAAGCUGAGAGAGAGGACCUUGCCAAAAUAUGCGAGAAAACAACUGGAAAGGGAGACGAAAGAAGCAACAAAGAAACGAGUAGCAAAGCACAGGAAAUUGAAGAAAGAAAGAAAGGCAGAAGCAGAAGCAGAAGCAAGUCAUGGGCCCUUCAAAAGUGCGAUGGCACUCGCAAAAGCCACUGCCAGGGCACAUCGGAUAAUGGAUCGAGUACUCCCCGACACUCCUAAACGGCGAAUUGUUGUCUCUCGCAAGUUGUAUGAGAAAGAAGCUAAGCAAGGACAUGAACUACCAUCAGCUUCAGCAGAGAAAAGGAAGACGGGUCCUCCUAAAGUCAGUGAAGAUACAGUGAAAGUCAUCGAAGACUUCUAUGAGAGAGAUGAUGUGAGUCGCCAGGCCCCAGGCAGAAAGGAUGUAGUGACUAUUUGGAAUGCAGACGGAAAGAAGAAAAUGCAGGCUAGACACCUCACUGCUUCAAUUAAAGAGACAUAUGCCUUCUUUUGUGAGAUUUACCCAGAAGUACAUGUGGGAAAGUCCAAGUUUGCAGAGUGUCGCCCAAAGCAUGUCCUGCUUAGCCAAAAGUUGCCACAUAAUGUCUGUCUCUGCAGGUACCACGAGAAUGCCAUUAAUGCUUUUACUGCACUUCACAAGGCUCAACCAGAAUUCCCUGCUUACACCCGUGAUCUCCCAGCUUUGCUCCUUUGCAAGCAACCAUCAAGAGAGUGCUGGAUGAAUGAAUGUGCAGAAUGCAAAGAUGGAGCAGGAUUUAGCAAAGCCUUCUCUUUUGAGGGAUCCCUUAACAGCCCUUGCUCAUGGCUUCAGUGGGAGACGGAUAAAGAUGGACGGAUGAUGAAGAUUCAAGAGGAGGGAACUGUAGGAGAGCUAGUACAGCACAUCACUGCCAUCUUACCUCAGUUCCUGCAGCACUGCUAUGUAAAGCGUGAGCAAGCAUCAGCAUACAAUGCUCAGAGGGAAAAAGUUUCUCCUGAAUCACAUGACACCCACAGUGCCCUCCUCCAGGUGGAUUUCUCUGAAAAUUUUACAUGCGUUGCUCAAGAUGAAGUCCAGAGCGCACAUUGGAAUCAACGUCAAGUAUCCCUCUUCACUGCAGCACUCUGGUACUCUGGAUCUCUACAUUCUCAUAUCCUGGCAUCUGAUGACCUCACCCACUCCAAGGAAACCAUCAUAGCCUACCUUGAUGUGCUGCUAGGAUAUCUACCAGAUACGGUAACAUCUAUUUCUAUCUGGUCAGAUGGCCCAGCUUCGCAAUUCAAAAAUCGGUUUGUGGCAGCAGCACUCUGCACACUUCAAGAGGCUCACAAGAUUCAAAUCAAGUGGAACUUCUUUUCGACCUCCCAUGGAAAAGGCCCCGUUGAUGGGAUUGGAGGGUCAGCCAAGCGCUUUGUGAUGCAAAGAGUUCUGAGCCGCCAAGACAUUGUAGCAGAUGCAAGCAGCUUUGUUCUAGCAGCAAGCUUCAUGGAGAAUGUAUGCGUCACAGAGGUCAAGUCAACAGAAAUUGCUAAGCGGAAUGAGAAGCUCAAAUUGAAAGAUGUUUUCAUUCAGGCCAAGCCAAUCACUGGCAUCGGAAAGAUGCAUUUCCUGAAGGUCGUAAAGGAUGAAGUGGUAUCCCACAUUCUCACAAAAGACAAUAGGGCAGACAAGGAUGAUGUAGUGGUUACCCAAAGUGGUAGUAAGGCCAUUGUAGUGGGAGAUUGGUAUGUGGUCGAGUACGAAGGAAAGAAAUUUCCUGGUGAAGUUGUUGGGUUCACACGCAAGGGUGAGUUUCAGGUGUCAGUGAUGGAGCCAGUGGGAAAGUACUGGAAAUGGCCUACAAAAAAGGAUGCCAUUUUCUACAUGGAGAGCAAGAUGAUUACAAAAUUGGCUCCUCCAGAAGUUGUUAACAACCGUGGGCAUUUCAAAUUUUAGAUUUGUAUGGUAUCAAGUAGGCCCUACAUCAAAUACAUGCAUUGGGUUAUGGAAUACAACCGCACAUUUUUAUUCUGAACUCUGUUAAACUUAUCUCAACUAAAAUAGUUACUUUGUGAAACCAAGUUAUCAUGUAUGUUGACAUGCAUAAUCCCAUGGCAAAUGGUGAACUUCAGAAUCUAACAUUUGGAUAAAAAGUGUUGUAAAUAUGUUUGGAUUGUUUCAAGUUGUGUCUGGGUAAGAGUUAUAAAUAACACUUACAUUGAUAACCAUGUUAAUUUACAUGCAAUUCCAAAGUGUAUCUUUUGAUUUUAAGGAAGGAGUACAGGUCUAAAUCGACGGCAAAUACAUUCGUUAAAGAAGUUGUUAAUAACCGUGGGCUUUUCAAAUUUUAGAUUUGUAUGGUAUCAAGUACAUUUGUACAUAAAAUACAUGCAUUGGAUUAUGGAACAAAACAACACAUUAUCAUUCUAUUGUGUUAUGGACUGAAUAUCUGCUCAAUGUCUCUGUCAUGAUGUCAUGAACUCUGUUAAAAUUCUCUCAAUAAAAUAGUUACUUUGUGAAAUCAAGUUAUUAUGUAUGUUGACAUGCAUAAUCCCACGACAAAUGGUGAACUUCAGAAUGUAACAUUUGGAUAAAAAGUGUUGUAAAUAUGUUUGGAUUGUUUCAAAUUGUGAGUUGGAGUUAUAAAUAACAGUUACAUUGAUAACUAUGUUAAUUUAUAUGUAAUUGCAAAGUGUAUCUUUUGAUUUUAAGGAAGGAGUAGGUUUAACACUUGCUUUUUACAACGCUUAUUUCUGCAUGGACAAACUGUAACGUUACCAACCGGUAACGUUACCAACCAUGAAUUUUGGGUCUAAUAAAAAAUUGAAGAGUCAAGCUGCUAAAAUUAUUGGCUGAAAUAUUUAUAAUGACACUAGAAUUGAAAUGAAUACGACACUUUGUUUGAGGUAUCUCGCGUUUUAGGAAACUUUUGGUCUGAAGACACUGAUUUUUUUCGCAUGUCCUUUUUUUGUAACGUUACCAACCAACAUUAAAAGUUACCAUGGCGACUCUAA
Molecule: messenger RNA, 3634 nt
Organism: Strongylocentrotus purpuratus (purple sea urchin)
Lineage: Eukaryota; Metazoa; Echinodermata; Echinoidea; Camarodonta; Strongylocentrotidae
Exons: 2
Coding region: 531-2576 (681 amino acids)
Source: RefSeq, a predicted model, not a curated record